Diaporthe citri is the source of this 813-nucleotide messenger RNA. RefSeq lists its product as uncharacterized. The record is from RefSeq and is a predicted model, not a curated record. The transcript has a single exon. The coding region runs from base 1 to 813 and encodes 270 amino acids. Lineage: Eukaryota; Fungi; Ascomycota; Sordariomycetes; Diaporthales; Diaporthaceae.
AUGCAACCUGGAUCAGAAGGCAUCGAGCUCCUAGCGGCUCUUGUGGACCCUGACGGCGUCGAAGAAGACGAAUACCGUUUUUUGGUCGACGGAAAGCACGUUAAGUACGUGACUAUUGAAGCAGGUGCUCUUCCUGCUGAGAUCCAUCGUUCUUUCAAACCUGAUGUGCUUCGAGCGAUACCUGAGUUCCCACACGGCGAUUGGACCAAGGGCCGUAUAUCAAAGGAUAACCGCACUGGGAAACCGGUCUUCUCAUCGAUAUCCUCGGACAAACUCCCCGCAGUCGAAUCUGUCUGGUGUCCGAUCGUCGUUGACCACCUGGAGCUCAAGACAGUGGCCCGCGUCCGCCAGAACAUCCAUAAAGUCAGCCAUGUCUUGUUUCCGGAGCCUGUUAUCUUUAAGCUUGCCAAUUUCCCUUGGGAAAUCCCGUUUAUGGAGGUGGAGACCAGAGCUUACUCAUGGAUUCAAGAUGAGGACAUUGGACCUCGUUUCUUAGGACAUGUGUCAGAAGGCGGAAGGGUCGUCGGAUUCCUGAUGGAGAAUAUCGAUGGAGCCUCCCCGGCAACACUUGAUGAUUUAGAGGCGUGCAGGAUGGCACUUGCUCGGCUUCAUCUUCUUGGGGUGCAACAUGGAGAUGUCAACAGGAACAAUUUUCUCGUUCAAAGACCCGAGGGCAAGGUGACGAUAAUUGACUUCGAGGUGGCGAGGAAAUGUGAUGAGCAGGAGCGGUUGCAAGCUGAGAAUGCGAGUUUAGAGGAGAGCUUCAGAGAUCCAUCCAAUCGGGGUGGUAUUGUUGUCAUAUCUGCAAAUUAG